AAAUAUAAAUGUGCGAAACAGUGUGGAAUACUUUUACUUACUACUACAAAAUGUUCCCAGAAGUCAUCUUAGUGCUGUCGAUUUUCAGUGGUUUAUGUACUUCAGAUUUUGUGUCUACACCAAACCAGAAUUACUUUUUGUCCAUAGAAUCCCUGAACUGGACAGAUGCUAGAGAAGCAUGUAUUAAUGCUAGUUUGGAAUUGGUCAGCGUUUUAUCCAAUAAAGAACGAGAUACUAUUCAGACAUUUUUAAAGGAGAAUAAUCUUAAACCAGCAGAUAAAUGGUCUGGUUAUUGGCUGGCUGGAAUAAGGUACCCUAAUGGAACAUUCUACUGGGACACCACCGAAACAGAGGUCGGACUUGGCGUUCAGUACGGUUGGUUGUUUGGUGAACCCAGCAAUGCUGACGCCCUUGAACACUGUCUGGAACUGAAAUGGGACGGGAACAACUUUGGUUGGAACGAUUAUCAUUGCAUAGUAGAAAAACGGUACCUAUGCCAGAAUCGAAGAAAAGAUGGUUCCGACACCAACGGGUUGGAGGAUUACAGCUUCUUGACUGAGGAGAAUUUAAGAAAUUCAUAUAGAGAUAGAUUUUAUUAUCAUGUUCGUUCGCCUGUAGUUGUGGGCAUAAGAAACAGUUUUUAGAAAUUUAUCAUAUUAACUUAUUUUUUUAAUUGGUUAAGCUUCAUUCAGAACCUCGAAAUUAGUGGAAUAAAUUAGUGGUUUCAAUUAACGUAGAAGUUUGUUUCUUUAAUUUCAAUGUAAGGUAUUCAGAACGUCAAAAUUAGUGG
Sitophilus oryzae (rice weevil) is the source of this 790-nucleotide messenger RNA. Its product is annotated as perlucin-like. The transcript has 4 exons. Gene Ontology annotation, cellular component: external side of plasma membrane. Gene Ontology annotation, molecular function: carbohydrate binding. The coding region runs from base 9 to 644 and encodes 211 amino acids. The record is from RefSeq and is a predicted model, not a curated record. Gene Ontology annotation, biological process: biological process involved in interspecies interaction between organisms. Lineage: Eukaryota; Metazoa; Arthropoda; Insecta; Coleoptera; Curculionidae.